Messenger RNA from Ricinus communis (castor bean), 1295 nucleotides. RefSeq names its product CRAL-TRIO domain-containing protein YKL091C. NCBI's taxonomy places the organism in Eukaryota, Viridiplantae, Streptophyta, Magnoliopsida, Malpighiales, Euphorbiaceae. The transcript has 6 exons. The coding region runs from base 364 to 1104 and encodes 246 amino acids. The record is from RefSeq and is a predicted model, not a curated record.
AAGAUAGAGAAGAAAGAAAAUUUAAGUUUUCUGCCUAACCAACCAACAGGCACAGACCAGUUCUGCUGUCCACCACUGUUUUCUUUUUUCGCCUAUGCCACACACUCACAAACUCUUUUUUACGUACCAUUUCUUCCUUUGCGUUCUUCAUUUAUGUCAACGCAAACACACACACACACACUCUCUCUCUCUCCCUCCCUCCCUCCCUCCCUCACAUCACAUGGCCUUAAAUGCUGAGUUGAACUUCAGCUAAAAAAAAAAAAAUUGAACUUUUUUGAGAGAGGGUGGAUACCGUUUCUCCAUCUUCAUCUAAAUCCGAACCCAAAGCAAGCUCCAUUGUCAAUCUCAAUUUCACUGUACCAGAUGGAGGAAACUCAUCAAAUUGCAGUGACCCAGAUGAGGAAAUCGGUUGAAAAGCUUGGUUCUUCAACUGAGAAUUAUAGUGACGCAACGAUUAUGAGAUUCUUGAUUGCAAGGUCAAUGGACCCAGAGAAGGCAGCAAAGAUGUUUGUACAGUGGCAGAAAUGGAGGAGCGCGUUUGUUCCUAAUGGCUCUAUCUCAGACUCUGAAGUCCAACCUGAACUGGAGACUAGAAAGAUAUAUUUGCAGAGUUUAACAAAAGAAGGACAUCCAAUAUUGAUUAUCAAAGGAAGCAAGCAUUAUCCAUCUAAGGAUCAUCUCCAAUUCAAGAAGUUCGUGGUUCAUUUGCUAGACAAAACAAUUGCAAGUUCAUUUAAAGGAAGAGAAAUAGGAAACGAGAAGUUGAUUGGCAUUUUAGAUCUGCAGCAAAUUACAUAUAGAAAUAUAGAUGCACGUGGCUUGAUCACUGGAUUUCAGUUUCUGCAGGCUUAUUAUCCUGAGCGUUUAGCAAAGCUCUUUAUUUUACACAUGCCACGAUUCUUUGUUGCUGUUUGGAAGAUGGUUUCUCGCUUCCUGGAGAAAGCAACACUGGAAAAGAUUGUUAUAGUCAGCAAUGAGGAAGAAAGAAUAAAUUUUAUAAAGGAAAUUGGCGAAGAAGCCUUGCCAGAAGAGUAUGGUGGUCAAGCAAAGCUCGUGGCUCUCCAAGAUGUCGUAAUGCCCCAGUUAGAGCAAGGAGGCUGCUAACAGAGAUGCAAAUGUAGAAAUUAUACGUAUUUAUAGAUGACACUAGCAAUCAACUGGCAUGGAUGCCUAAUUCCAAUUUAAGUACAUCUUAAUGAAUAAUAUUGACUAGUUAUAUAUAUGCUUUUUAAUCCACAGUAACUUAAACUGGAAAGUUACAAGAUUCUAAUAAUAAGACCUGAGGUAUUACUUGA